ACUGCAGGUCUUUCUCUCUACUUACCUAUUGAAUAAAACCAGCAAAAAGGCCCAAAAAACGUCAUUGUAUUAGUUUUCAUAAAAAGGCUAAUUGUCCUCCUCCUCCUGUCUCACCCGUUUCGACUAGUAAAUUUUAGGAGAAACAUAUAAGAAACAUCGGACAAAAUCCAAACUAUGAUGACAGACUGGGAUGACAUUUUCUCAUUUUACAGACAAAUGACAAAUAAUUAAAUGUAAAAUAUAAUACAAAAUAAAUCUGCAGACCAACUGAGAUUGAUUAACUGCCUUGCAUUGGGGUCAAAGUGCCUGCAAGUUUCUUUAUUUUCUGACCUAAACUGACACUAAUGGUUCCCAGAAGAUCAUUUGGUCUCAACUGUGUAAAAAUCCUUAAAACAAAACAAAACAAAAAAACCUCAAAACUUCAGAUGACAAACUUCCUACUUGUGGAUCUGAAACUGUACAAGCCAUUAAAUAAAAAUGAAUACAUAAUAAAUCAGGUUAAAUAAAAGAAAUGUUAAAAUCAUUCCCAUAUAACUCAUAUAAAUACUAAUAAAACAUGGUUUUGGUUUAUUUUCUGAACACAACAGUUUUACUUUCUGUUUCACAUUACAGCUCAGAUGUAUUCUAUUAUUGUGUUAAAGUUAUCAGAAGGUGGUUUAUUUGGAUUAAAAAUAUAUGUAAAGCUAUUUAAUGAUGAAAAUGUAUCCCAGAUGUAUUCCAAAUCUCAAACAUGCAUUUCACAGUUCAGCCUUUUAUUGCACUAUCUGAGAAUAAGAGGAGGAAGUGGGAGUGGCAGGCUCUUUAUUUACUCUGGUUGCUUGUUUCUGCCACCAGAUCCGCCUGCAGCUGCUUCAUUUGUUCACUCUUAGUCUUACUGUAAAGUUCCACUGGACGGGUUUUAACUAUUCAUAAGUUUUUUAACUGCUCAUAAGUUAAAGUCAUGACGAUGUCGAUUCUCCUCCACGCAGCCUUCGGGCUCCUCCGGCAGCUGGAGCUGCUCAUCAUGCUCGAGCAGCUGGGCAGCAGCCUGUUCGACACCGCGCUGCUGAUGGUGGUCAAAGACCGGUGCUCCAACGUUACCGACCCCGGUAUGUCCCGGGAGGAGAGCCAGCAGAAAGCCUUCACCGACUUCUACAUGACCUACAACCUGAUCAUCAGAUUCGUUCCGAUCCUCCCGGCGCUGCUGCUGGCCAGACUCAGCGACCGCGGCUGGAGGAAAACCCCGGUGGUGGUGUCCCUCUGCGGGUACCUGCUGUCCAGAGUCCUCCUCCUCCUGGUGGUUCUGUUCCAGCUGCCGCUGGAGGUGAUGUUCGGGGCGGCGGUGCUGUUCGGGCUCUCCGGGGGGUUCGGAGCCUUCUGGGCCGGUGUGAUGACCCUGGUGUCCCUGGGUUCCACAGCGAAGGACCGCUCCAAGGUGAUGAUGAGGGUGGAGCUGCUGUACGGGGCAGCAGGUCUGGUGGGCAGCCUGGUUUCUGGUCACCUCUUCCAGCUGGGAAGCGGAACCGUCCUGGUGUCUGUGGGAACCAUCAUGAACCUGCUCAGCCUCCUGCACUCCAUCUUCCUGCUGCAGGUGAAACAAGUACGCAGUGAAGGACCAGAGGAGAACUCCCUCCUCCUCUCUUCCUCCUCUGACAGCUCCACUGUGGUUGAGCCUCCUCCUAAGAUCAACAAGGUGAACGUGGUUCUGCUGUUCGUUGCUGCCUUCCUGUACGACUUUGCAGUUGGAGGAGCUGUAGGAAUCCUCGGUGCCUUCGUGCUGAAAGAGCCUCUCAGCUGGACCGCCACUCAGGUGGGUUAUGGGAAUGCAGCAGGCUGUGGGAUUUUCCUCACCAGUUUUCUCGGCGUCAUCGUGUUUCGUCGCUGCGCCAGCGACGUCACGCUGAUCCUCAUCGGUAUGGUAUCGUUUGCCUCAGGGAUUUACUUCAUGGCCUUCGUCACGACAACCUCCAUGUUCUACCUCGCCCGUUCACUCAACCUGUUUGCUCUCAUCCCGCUGCCAACGAUCAGAUCUCUGCUUUCACAGCAGGUCCCGGCCUCUUUAUAUGGCACUGCUCUCACCGGCCUGCAGUUGAUUCUGAAGUUUGCUGGUUUGGCCUACAUCCCUGCUUUUACUAAGAUCUACCAGAGAACCCUGGACUGGUUUCCAGGCUUCGUCUUCAUACUCGCCAGCAUCGUCACAGUCCUGGGAAUGAUACCCAUCAGUAUCAUCGGCUGCAGAUUAGCUCGGAGGCAACAGUACGAGAGGAUAGAGGAAGACUGAAGCAGUGACAUCAUCAUCAGCAGCGACUUAAAGUUGGCAAACAGGAACUGAAACUUGAAAUGGGCAAAAAGUGAGCAGAGACUUUAAUGCCACUUCUGUUUUGUUGAAGCUACAGCAGCUGAAAAGGAUUUACUGCAAGUCUUUUCUGAGUGUUUAAUAAUAGCGUCAAAACCCCUCCUGUGUGGACAGAUGACGUGUUCUAGAUGGGAACUGUGUGAAAACACCUCAGACCAAUCUGACAAGAAGUUCAGAAUAGUUGAACUUAAGUUUGUGCUGAAGUCAUCAGCAGCAGUGAUUUCAACAUAAUGUGGAUUUUUCAGUGAAUGCGUCAAACAUUCUGGGUGAGAGUGAAACAAAAUAUCUAUGUUUUUAAAUUCUAACUUAUUUAACACUUUAUUAUCCCCCGCCGCCACGAAGUGGAAAAGGGGGAUACAGGUUUGGCCUCCGUCCGUCCGUGCGUCCGAGAUGAAGGGGACAGCUUUUCUCGGAAACUAUUACAGCUCGGAUUACGAAAUUUAGUGUGUAGCUUCACACCAUGGACACCUUGAUCAAGUUCGAAAAUGAGACCUGUGCGAUAAUAUUUAACAGAGUUAUGGCCCUUGAUCACUAUUUCGGAUAUAGACUCAGACAUCACAUGUGGCGGUGAUAUUGAUGACCAUGCCGUCUUGUUUUAUCUGGUUCAUGACAGCAAAUUCAGUACUUUUAUUCCGUUUUUAGAUCGAAAAUAUCACGUUUAAUACGUGACAGGUGCUCAGUUAUGAAGUUUGGAUUUUUGAACAUGAAGAUACUCGAGGAAUCUAAAGUCUGAGCAGCUUGUUUAUUAGGUGAUCUGCUGAUGUGUUGAACCUAAACCUUAAAAAAUACACGAUGCAAUGUUUAAUGUUGACCCUUGCUUGGCACUUGUACAUUGUUUUAGUUCUAUUAUCUGACCAAACGUAAUGAAGCUGUUUGAGAUUCCUGACAGAUUUGAUAUUAAGAUGUUAUAUUUAUCCAUUUAGAACCUAAUAUUGCCUCCUUUAAAGAAAACAAGAAGUCAAAUAUCCUCUAGCAUUUACUUUACAAUCACACUGCUGUCAAACAUCUGUUUUAUAUAAUAGAAAAUAAUAUUUUUAGAAGAUAAAAUGGAUGUAUUUCUGCAGCAGUGGGUUCUUCACGGUUAACUGCUGGGAAGCACUUUGGCUUGAUAGCUGCUGUUUUAAAUGUUAACUUGCACUGACACAAACAUUUUUUCACAUAAAAAAAAACUUGGAGAAUGGCUUCUCUGCUGAUGUGAUUCAUUGGAAAAACUAAAUUAAUUAUUAACGAAUGAUCUUAAAGUCUGAGAGUGAUUCAUCGUGCACCGGUACGGGAACAGCAGCGCCAGCUUUACAAACAGUUCAGUGAUCAGAACAAUAGAGAAGCUUCUGCCUCAGUGCAUUCUGGGAAACCAGCUAAUGAGGCGCUAAGUGACGAAGCAGCAGCAGCCUCACAGCUUUUUGCUGUCGAACUGGUUACACAUCUGAUCGUUUUAGGGAAAAACACUGCAGUAUUUGCACUUUUUACACCAACUGCUAUCCAAAGAUGAAACUGAAAAUGAUGCAGUUUGAGGUAUUUUGGACGACAUUGACCGGCUGACUUUUUACACCUGCAGCUCACGAAAUGCAAACAUUUGUGUAAAAUAGCAUCUACUUUUUUUUAAAAAUCUGCUGUAUUUUAAAUCUUGUUCAUUUUUAUUAUCCAAAUUGUUCAGUCACUCUUACAUUUUGUCUCAUAUUUCUUUUCUCUCACGUUUGUGGCGCUUACUUUUUAUGCUUUUGGUUGUAAAGCACUUUAAAGGUACUAAAGAAUUUCACUUACUAUACGCUGUGUGAUUUUUGUCAAGUUUUAAAAGUUAUAUAUUGGAAAAACAUGAAAUUUUGCACUGUAAUUUUUAAAAACAACUGUAGUAAUUCAUAGCUACAGCAGUAUAGGGCUUUAUGGGACUGGAAAAAUGCAGCCUGUGGUGGAAGGGUUUUAUAUUUUGCAUUCAUUCAUGUGUUUUAAGAGGGAUUUCUGAAGGUUUUAAUUUAAUAUUGUUAUGAGAAAAGUUUUAUUUCUCGUAGUAAUGACUACUUUAUGUUUUGCUACAUCCUUGUACGAAUAUUUUUUGUACAUUUUGUUUGUUGGAAAUAAAGAAAAAGAAUCACACCAGAGCAGAAAAUAUCAAA
This is a messenger RNA of Acanthochromis polyacanthus (spiny chromis), 4446 nucleotides long. Its product is annotated as thymic stromal cotransporter homolog. NCBI's taxonomy places the organism in Eukaryota, Metazoa, Chordata, Actinopteri, Pomacentridae. Bases 941 to 2260 code for a protein of 439 amino acids. The record is from RefSeq and is a predicted model, not a curated record. Gene Ontology annotation, molecular function: transmembrane transporter activity. The transcript has 7 exons. Gene Ontology annotation, biological process: transmembrane transport. Gene Ontology annotation, cellular component: membrane.